AUUGUCUAUUACACAUUGCAGUUUUACUAGUUUCAUAGAAUAGUUGUUUUGUUUAUUCCAACUUACCAACUUAUAGACUUCACAUAACAGUUUAAAAGUUGUUGUGGCAAUUCGCAUUGCUUAGUGGGUGGUGAAUGCAAGGCAUAAUAAGGUGACUAUGUUGUUGUACAAAAGCCAAGAAGCAUAGGUAAUUGGGCAAUAUUGCAAGAUGAUUCGCAACGUUAUAAAAAUCUUUGACCUUCCUGUAGUGUUAGCGAAAUCACAGCAAAUUAAAACAAUAUUCAGUGGCGUAAAUAAAAAUUUAUCCACUGAUUCGAAAUAUGAUGGAAAUAAUGAAUCAUUUAUUGGAAGGCCGCUAUAUUUGGACGCCCAAGCCACAACCCCUUUGGAUCCUCGAGUCUUAGAUGCUAUGCUUCCUUAUUUUACCUGUUAUUAUGGAAACCCACAUUCUAGAACUCAUGCUUAUGGUUGGGAAACAGAAAAAGCAGUAGAAAAGGCUAGAUCUCAAGUGGCUAAUUUAAUUGGAGCUGAUCCUAAGGAAAUAAUUUUUACAUCAGGGGCAACUGAAUGUAACAAUAUUGCUGUCAAAGGAGUUGCUAGAUUCUAUAAAUCUAAAAAGAAACACAUUGUAACUACUCAGACUGAACACAAGUGUGUAUUAGAUUCAUGUCGAGCUCUAGAGGCUGAAGGUUUUUCAGUAACAUNAGCUACACAACUACACUCAUCAACAAAAAGUAACUAA
Molecule: messenger RNA, 742 nt
Organism: Agrilus planipennis (emerald ash borer)
Lineage: Eukaryota; Metazoa; Arthropoda; Insecta; Coleoptera; Buprestidae
Product: probable cysteine desulfurase, mitochondrial
Exons: 5
Coding region: 209-742 (177 amino acids)
Biological process (GO): iron-sulfur cluster assembly
Cellular component (GO): cytosol; nucleus; mitochondrion
Molecular function (GO): cysteine desulfurase activity
Source: RefSeq, a predicted model, not a curated record